Messenger RNA from Diachasmimorpha longicaudata, 2046 nucleotides. It is a transcript of the gene Tango14, whose product is annotated as dehydrodolichyl diphosphate synthase complex subunit Nus1. The transcript is spliced from 4 exons. Gene Ontology annotation, molecular function: ditrans,polycis-polyprenyl diphosphate synthase [(2E,6E)-farnesyl diphosphate specific] activity. Bases 1 to 753 code for a protein of 250 amino acids. NCBI's taxonomy places the organism in Eukaryota, Metazoa, Arthropoda, Insecta, Hymenoptera, Braconidae. Gene Ontology annotation, cellular component: dehydrodolichyl diphosphate synthase complex; endoplasmic reticulum membrane. The record is from RefSeq and is a predicted model, not a curated record.
AUGUCCCUGCUUCACGUCAUUCUGGCGAUCGUCCACUUCGCUUACAGCGUUUACUUGGUUAUCUCAGGCCAAUGGACGUUAGUAAAGCGGCAAUUUAAUAAACGAUUCAGUCGGAUUGGGUCAGGAAGUGUUGGGCCCGUAAGGUAUGACGUGGGGAGGAUUAAAAAGUUACCUGGACACAUAGUAAUUGCUGUAGCGUACGAGGACAUAUCCUUCGUUGAUCUCGCUAAGUUUGUUAGUUGGACGGUUACGUUGGAAAUACCGCAUAUCAGUUUUUAUGAUCAAAAUGGUGUAAUCAGAAAGAAUGCAAGCAAAUUAAAGAGAGUUUUCGAAACCCUCACGCCGAAUCUCGAGUCGAGAGUUACUUGGGAGAUGGAGAAAAUCACACCAAAGGCUCAUGCAGCAAACGGAAUUAAUGGCUUCACGACCACAAAAAUUCAUUUUCUAUCGUACGAAAAUGGUAAACACGAGAUAAUCGAGUUGACCAAGGAGCUCUCCCAUGCAGUGACUAAAGGACUCCUAAAAACCAAUGAAAUUGACAUAAACCUUAUGGACGAAAAAUUGCAUUUCAACUUCCCCGAUCCAGAUCUCGCAAUAGUGUGCGGCAAAACGUUUUCCACAUUCGGAUUGCUUCCAUGGCAUAUACGCGUAACAGAAUUCAUUCACUUAUCAACUCACCACCACGUGUCUCACCAAAAUUUCAUGGACAUACUGGUGAAGUAUGGUUGUUGUGAGCAACGAUAUGGCAAAUAGUCCAUCUAGUAUUGAAGUUUGGUUGAAAUUAUUACUUCAACAGCUGCCUGUGCACAUGAUUUACUACCUCAACGAGGCAACCACCGAUAAAUUAACGGAGAAAUAAUGAUGGAGACCAACAAAUGGCCAUGUAAUUGCAACUAAUGCGGAAUACCAAAUGGUUGACGGCUUAUGUCAAUGUAAAUAAUAAGUAUUUAAGGAUGUAAUCAUUUAUUUAUGGGGUUUACUUGCUGAAUUGAUAAACAAAAGUGAAACAAUAAUUCGAGGUAUCUCAGAGAGAUGUAUCUCAAAAGAUGAUUUUAAAAGUGUAAUUCAAUCUUCAAUUCAAGAAAGGAAAUAUCAGGUGACCUUCGAUUACACAUUGUUUUGUAUAUUUUGCAAUUUUAUUUCAUCAGAAAUUUUACCAUUCCAUUUUGGAAAGAAAAUUUUAAAAACUUCUGAUGAAAAAAAAAUGUAAUCCUUUUAAUUUAUUGUUGAAUUUUAAUACAAUUCUACUGAAUUGAAGAUUUGAUAUACGUGCAUUUACAAUUUUAUGCUGAAGCCCUAUUUUGUCGAGAAUCUAUCAAAUAGAUGAAGUGACAAAACAGUAUGAAAGAGUAAAUUUCACCUGCGGAUGAUCUUAGCAAAUAAAUUCCAGGAGUUUCACCAUAAUUCUCCAGCAAUAGUCGUGCAUUCCAUUAUCAUUCAAUUCAUCUAUAAUGUAGAACAAAAAUCCGAGCAUAUUUUAUAAAAAAAAAUUACAACUUCCGCGAUCAAUGAUGUAAGAAACAGAUCAAUAACACAAACUAUUGAAAUAAAUUCGUAGAAUGUUCAAAGUAUUUCCUUUGUAAAGUCAAAAUGAAGACUGAAUAUAUUUCGUUAAGAUUAUAAGAUUAUAUACAUUAGAUGAUCAUUAAUAUUAAACGAUUCAUUGGUUCAUUCAGUCUCUGACUCGCGCAAAUGGAUUUCGCCUAUGAUAAGUAAGAAAGGAAGAGGAAAAAACGAGAGAAGAAACAAAAUCACAUUCAGAGAGGCAACAUUCACUCACAUCCUUUGUCCUUAUCAUAAUUAUUACUAAAAUUCGUAAAUAACCGUUAUUAUACCAUUGAAGCUGCUGAAUCCCAGAGACCGGAAGCCUGAAACAGAAUGAAAUCCCCUCAAGAUCAUGGUCCCACGAAUGUGAGAGUACGUCUGAUGAAUCGAUCAUUAAAUCGAGUGCAUCAAGUACUAGUGGCCAUGCACAUUUAAUUAAUAAUUCAUCGUCGAUUCCUCCGUCUAAGGGACAAAGCAAUAGAAAUAAAUGAUUGGAAUGGA